Molecule: messenger RNA, 1452 nt
Organism: Pochonia chlamydosporia 170
Lineage: Eukaryota; Fungi; Ascomycota; Sordariomycetes; Hypocreales; Clavicipitaceae
Product: FAD linked oxidase-like protein
Exons: 1
Coding region: 1-1452 (483 amino acids)
Molecular function (GO): FAD binding; oxidoreductase activity
Source: RefSeq, a predicted model, not a curated record
AUGGACAAAAUCGUCCCUUUCAACAGAUUCCCGAAUUUUCCUCCCAAGGCCUUCAAGGGCAAGGUGUUACGUCCCGGUGACGCAGGAUACGAUGAGGCCCGCAAGAUACCCAACACCCGAUACGGAAGUGAGCCAGCUCUCAUAGCGCGGUGCUAUGAUGCCGACGAUAUUGUCAUGGCGGUCAAGUACUGCAAUGCUCAUAACGAACCAAUUGCUAUACGUAGUGGUGGGCAUUCUAUCGACGGCCACGCCAUGCCCCAAGACGCUUUUGUCAUCGACACAACUCUGAUGAAGCGCAUCCACGUUGACCCUUCCACGGGCAUCACCACUAUCGAAUCUGGCGUUCUUCUCGGUGAAAUGGACGCAGCGACUCAGAAACACGGCUAUGCUGUCCCAUUGGGCACGGUUUCAUCAACAGGUGCCGCUGGCUUAACACUAGGAGGCGGGAUCGGAUAUCUCACGAGACGAUUCGGCAUGACGGUCGACAGCUUACUUUCCGUGGACGUGGUAACAGUUGCAGGCGCGAAGCUCACAGCGUCAGAAACCGAAAACUCAGAGCUAUUCUGGGGUCUCCGAGGCGCUGGACACAAUCUCGCCAUUGCCACCUCCUUCACAUACCAGGCGCACAAGGUCGGACCCCAAGUCACCAGCGGCCUGAUCAUCUACUCCAUCGACAACGCGGUGCCUAUCCUAUCGCAGAUGGACAAGAUCAUGCGAAAAGCACCGCGGGAACUCUCCAUAUAUCCGGUGAUUCUACCAGCACCACCUCUCCCCGGCCUUCCAGAACAAAUGAUCGGCGUCCCCAUCCUGGUGUUAAUCAUUGUGUACAGCGGUGAGGCAGCCAAGUACGAGGAGGCCAUGUUCGCGGUCCGUGAGCUGGGUCAACCACUAGCCGACAUGGUCCGGCCAACGUCAUGGGUCGAAGCGAACUCGAUAUUAGACGUGCUCGCUCCGCCUGGUCGUCGACAACAUUCCCGUGGCGGCUAUCUCGCAGCCCUCACGCCCGAGGUAGCUGCCAAGGCAGUCGCGAAAGCAAUGUGUCCUCCAACACCAACCAGUCCUGGUCCCAGCGUUGCCAUUGCGUUUCCCUGUCUUGGAGGCGCGAAUCUGGACUUUGCAGAAGACUCAACCGCGUAUUCGCGCACAGGGGCCCAUUGGAUGUGGGAAGUGCUGGGGAUGUGGGAUACGCCGGAGAAGGAUGCCGAGUUUGACGGCUGGGUCGACAGCGUGAUGGACGCCAUGACGCCUCACUCGCUGAGGAAUGCGUACGUCAACUUGUCUGUUGAUCGGGGGCCGGAGUGGCUGCGCAAUGUCUACGGGUCGAGGAAGAAGUGGCGGCGUGUUUGUGCGUUGAAGCAUCAGUAUGAUCCGCAUAACCGCCUUCGAUAUAACAAGAACAUUACGAGGGCGCAGAAGGUGCUGGGCAGGUCGUCGUUUUGCACGUGGAUCUAG